AUGUCGGCCUCUCAGGGUCAACCGAAGAAGAUCAGGAUUACAGUUGUUGCUGCCGAUGGGUUGACCAAGCGCGAAGUCUUCCGCCUCCCCGACCCUUUUGCCGUGAUCACCGUCGAUGCGGAGCAAACACACACAACCAGCGUCAUUAAGAGGACACUGAACCCGUAUUGGAAUGAGAGCUUUGACAUCACUGUCAAGGAUUCUUCUGUUAUCGCCGUCCAGAUAUUCGAUCAGCGAAAAUUCAAGAAACGGGAUCAGGGUUUCUUGGGUGUCGUCAACGUUCGCAUUAGCGAUGUUCUAGAUCUGGAUAUGGGUGGUCACGAGAUGCUCACGUUGGACCUCAAGAAGUCCAACGACAACCUAGUCGUCCAUGGGAAGCUCAUUAUCUAUCUCUCCACCAAUGUCAGCCAGCCUAUCAGCAACCCUGGCCCUUCGCAAGUGAAUGGUAUCUCAGAGGCGAUAUCGGGAUUGUCGAUUAACUCGGCUUCAACCGCUGGCCCCAGCAGCAGCCAAAACCUCGCCGCAGGCAGCUCGCUCUCUCGUAGCUCGAGCGCUCAAGCGAGCGCUGUGGACGCUGCGAGCGCGCAUGUCACAAUGCCCACUCCCCAGGUUACCCCAUCUAUAGCGUCGGCAGAGACCGAGCAGCAGUCCCCUGCCCCAGCCCCGGCAUCGCGACCUGUUAGCACUGGGAGUGCCGCAGCCGCGACUGGUGCGGCCUCGCCGAUCCCGACCACUGUCAACGCCAGUGCAGCCGGGCACACGGCGUCUAACAACAACGCGCAGCUCCGGAACUUUAACCCUCAUGAGGACCAGUACGGUCCCCUACCACCCCUUUGGGAGAGGCGAAUUGAUCCUCUAGGUCGCACUUACUAUGUCGACCACAACACACGCAGCACGACAUGGAACCGCCCGUCGUCCAACCAGACGACGAACACGCACACCCAAGACGGCGCGACUAAUGCCGCCCGCGAUCAGCACAACCGGCGCAUUCUCGUCGACGAUAUGCUUGAGGCGAACAACAACGCGGGCGUCGCACGUACCGGCUCCGCGCAGGUAAACACUGCCGCGGCUGCCGUAGCGGCAAGCAACAAUGUGACGACGUCAGGUGCGGGUCCUCUCCCCGCAGGAUGGGAAGAGCGAUACACGCCUGAGGGCCGCCCGUACUACGUGGAUCACAACACUCGCACGACGACAUGGGUUGACCCGCGCCGGCAGACCAUUAUCCGAGUCAUGGGUCCCAACGGACAGAACGCGUCGCUGCAGCCGCAGACGAUCUCGCAGCUCGGACCUCUGCCGUCAGGCUGGGAGAUGCGGCUCACGUCGACUGCGCGCGUGUACUUCGUCGACCACAACACGAAGACCACGACGUGGGACGAUCCGCGCCUGCCGUCGACGCUUGACGCGAAUGUGCCGCAGUACAAGCGUGACUUCCGCCGAAAGUUGAUCUACUUCCGGAGUCAGCCCGCGAUGCGCGCGCAGCCAGGCAACUGCCAGAUCAAGGUCCGGCGUAACCAUAUCUUCGAGGACAGCUAUGCGGAGAUCAUGAGGCAGACGCCCAAUGAUCUGAAAAAGCGGCUGAUGAUCAAGUUCGAUGGUGAGGAUGGUCUUGACUAUGGUGGAUUGUCAAGGGAAUUCUUCUUCUUGCUGUCGCACGAGAUGUUCAACCCUUUUUACUGUCUAUUCGAGUACUCGGCGCACGACAACUACACCCUGCAGAUCAACCCUGCCUCCGGUGUCAACCCUGAGCACUUGAACUACUUCAAGUUCAUUGGGCGAUGCUUGGGUCUUGGCAUUUUCCACCGUCGCUUCCUUGAUGCGUACUUUAUCACCGCCUUCUACAAGAUGAUUCUGAAGAAGAAAGUCACGCUUGCGGACCUCGAGAGUGUCGACGCCGAGUUGCAUCGUGGUCUGACCUGGAUGCUCGAGAACGACAUCACUGACGUCAUUGAUGAGACAUUUACUACGACAGAGGAGCGAUUCGGCGAAAUGGUUACAGUUGAGCUGAAGCCUGGUGGCGAGGACGUCCCUGUUACCGAAGACAACAAGAAGGAAUAUGUCAACUGCGUCGUGGAAUACCGUAUUUCACGCCGUGUCAAGGACCAGUUCGAGGCGUUUAUGUCCGGGUUCAGCGAGCUCAUUCCUCAGGACCUGAUCAACGUCUUCGACGAGCGUGAACUAGAGCUGCUGAUUGGCGGCAUGUCUGAGAUCGAUGUCGAUGACUGGAGCAAGUUCACGGACUACCGUGGAUACGAGGUCAACGACGAGGUCAUCCAGUGGUUCUGGAAGUGCGUGCGUAGCUGGCCACCGGAGCGCAAGUCGCGGCUGCUGCAGUUCGCUACCGGCACGUCCCGAAUUCCCGUCAACGGUUUCAAGGAUUUGCAGGGCUCGGACGGCCCACGGCGCUUCACCAUCGAGAAGUCGGGAGAUCCCAGCCAACUGCCGAAGAGUCAUACGUGCUUUAACCGUAUCGACUUGCCGCCGUACAAGGACUAUGCCACGCUUGAGCAGAAGCUCACGUUGGCUGUAGAGGAAACGGUUGGAUUCGGCCAGGAGUAGCGGUUGUCAAUUCUAUACAUGUCGACCACCUUUUUUCUAUGUCUAUCUUUUCUGUCUCGACCAAAUUUGCUGCCCAUUCGUUCGCGUGCGACUGUUUCUUUUUCCCUUGGUCUAUCUAUCCCUUAUCUUUGUAAUUGUGCCAUAUUCCACGGUAGCAUCGUUACGAUUCGCGCAGCCUGUUGAUCCGCACCUCCGACAUCAUCCUUCGCGGGCGAUCAACACCCUGGAGGGAUGUAAAGGUCAUGGACGUUAGCUCGGAGUGUACUUCAGAUGUCUGUCUGCUCUUUGUUGGCUUACAGCAACUUAAUACAAGUAGUGUUAUUAGCU
Molecule: messenger RNA, 2883 nt
Organism: Postia placenta MAD-698-R-SB12
Lineage: Eukaryota; Fungi; Basidiomycota; Agaricomycetes; Polyporales; Adustoporiaceae
Exons: 9
Coding region: 1-2556 (851 amino acids)
Biological process (GO): ubiquitin-dependent protein catabolic process
Molecular function (GO): protein binding; ubiquitin protein ligase activity
Source: RefSeq, a predicted model, not a curated record